AUGGGAGACGAAGUCCAGCCGCAUCCUCAGCCCAAACAACCACAAGAGAUCGUCGAAGAGCCAGGACAAGGGGCUCAGCCGGAACAGCGCCAGCAGCAUGAACAGCAGCUCCAACAACCUGAGCAGCAACCUGAGCAGCAACCUGAGCAGCAACCUGAGCAGCAGCCUGAGCAGCAGCCUGAGCAGCAGCCUGAGCAGCAGCCUGAGCAGCAACCUGUGCAGCAACCUGUGCAGCCUCCAGCUGAUCGCAGCCUCGCCCCAGAUAACCCGCACAGCCAGAUGGUUGCGUGGGCUGCUGCCUGGAACGUGUUCUGCUGCUCGCUGCUGCGUCGUGCCAUGCCGGUGAUGUUCCUUGCCAUGGGCGACGCCUUCGCGACCACCGCCAAGGGCAUGGUCGCCUGGAUGAAUGCCUUCAUCUACAGCCUGGCAUACAUUCUGUCGCCUGUAGCGACGAUGUUGUGCCGCACCAUCUCGCUGAAGCAACUGUCCAUCGCGGGCGCCCUGCUGAUCAGCGUGGGCCAGAUAGCCUGUCUUGUCAUCGACAGCCUGUUGCUCAUGGCGCCUGUGUUAGCACUGUUCUGCGGCAUCGGGUCGGCACUGUCCACCGUGGUGAACGAGACGGCGAUACACCUGCACUUCACGCCGGCACGGAGGAGCAAAGCGAUGACCCUGCACGGGGCGGCGUUUGCCUUGGCGGCUAUCGUGUACCCCGUGGUGCUCUUGUUCCUGGUGGACACUUACGGGCUCAACGGUGCCCUGCUCCUCUCCGGUGCCCUGUCCCUCAACGCGCUCGGGGGAUCCCUAAUUAUCGCCAGGCCUGCAUGGAUGUCUCCGGACGACCCGAUCGCUCCUAUCCAUCGGCCGUCGCAUGCAGCGCCGGCAGCAGUCUCUGAGGGCUCGACGGCAGUCGGAAGCGGAGCGAAAGGCGCCGAGGACGACGGGGCCUACAAACCGGAAACUUCCAAGGUGCGCGCCCCGCUUCUUCCGGUGGGAAUUAGGUUCCGUUCGCUGUGA
Messenger RNA from Dermacentor silvarum, 1014 nucleotides. RefSeq names its product monocarboxylate transporter 9-like. Bases 1 to 1014 code for a protein of 337 amino acids. Lineage: Eukaryota; Metazoa; Arthropoda; Arachnida; Ixodida; Ixodidae. The record is from RefSeq and is a predicted model, not a curated record. Gene Ontology annotation, biological process: transmembrane transport. Gene Ontology annotation, molecular function: monocarboxylic acid transmembrane transporter activity. The transcript is spliced from 4 exons.